AUGAUCCAAAUCGGGGUGGCUCAUAUUGGUGUCGACAAGAAGCUCGAACCCACCAAUCAAGAUAACAAGCUGCUUGAAGUACAUGUCGUUGAAAACCUGUUUCCGGUAAUCAAGCUGCCUCAUAAGUUUAUAAAAUUCGGUUUCAAUCUCCGAGAUUGGGUGAUGGUUAGUGAGGUAUCCGUCGGUUUCUUUCCAUUGGCCAGGAAGCAAAUGGUAAUCGAAAAGUGCAAGGAACUGAUAUCUGAGAAGCUCAAAUCUCACGUUCUUGGUCAACUCCUCAGCAGGAACCGAGUUGUACUUUUCAAACAUCUUGAGCAUGGAGUUUGGUUUUUUCGACAUGUAUUCGAUCAAGUUUUCAAGUGCAAUAGGGAGCGGUUCACUGCUGAGAGAAGACCGAAUGAAAUUAUAGACAACGUUGAAACUGUCGUCUUUAAAUUUGUCAAUGAUGGCAAUGUGGUUGUAAGGAUCGCCCAAGGAGGGAAGGAUCAGCAAGGCCAAUUUGUACAAUUCAAUCGACUUGCUGUAAUUAUUGUUGUCCUCCCUCGAGAUGGCGGCUGUGGGAAGAUACGUCUUGGCCACCAAGGUACGAAGUCUGGACAGGUCACCGAUGUAAAUCACACAUUUACUGAUGAUACUGACCAGUGA
Ogataea philodendri is the source of this 645-nucleotide messenger RNA. RefSeq lists its product as uncharacterized. NCBI's taxonomy places the organism in Eukaryota, Fungi, Ascomycota, Pichiomycetes, Pichiales, Pichiaceae. The transcript has a single exon. The coding region runs from base 1 to 645 and encodes 214 amino acids. The record is from RefSeq and is a predicted model, not a curated record.